Messenger RNA from Thyridium curvatum, 2148 nucleotides. RefSeq lists its product as uncharacterized. The transcript has 6 exons. Gene Ontology annotation, cellular component: nucleus; transcription regulator complex. Gene Ontology annotation, biological process: positive regulation of transcription by RNA polymerase II; negative regulation of transcription by RNA polymerase II. The record is from RefSeq and is a predicted model, not a curated record. Bases 1 to 2148 code for a protein of 715 amino acids. Lineage: Eukaryota; Fungi; Ascomycota; Sordariomycetes; Thyridiales; Thyridiaceae.
AUGCAACAGCACCCAGGUGUACCACCUGGCCAUCCCGGAAUGGCUCCCGGCAUGGCUCACAACCCAAGCCAGCCCGGCGCGCAGCCCGGCGGCAUGCCGCAGCAUCUAGGUCAUGUGGGAGUGUCGGGUCCGGGUCCUCAGGUUAAUCCUGCCCAAAUGAUGGGGGGCUUGCCUCCUGGUGCAGGUCCAAAUGCUCACGCAGCUAUGCAGCACUUGAAUCCUCAACAAGCCCAGAUGUUCCAGCAACACCAGAUGAACCCUAUGGCCUUUGCAAACAACCCGGCGUACCAGCAGCAGCUACAGCAACAGCGGUUUCAGCAGAUACAGCAGCAACAACAGGCUAGGCAAAUGCUCAUAGCCUCACAGGGUGGCAUGUAUGCGGGAGGUAUGCCCAUGGGCGUACCUCCAAUGAAUUCUCAGCAGGCCGCUCAGCUCCAGGCUAUGCGCAGGAUGAACCCUAUGCUGGCUCAGCAACUAGCUCUGCAGCAACAGCAGAUUGCGGCCAACAACCAGCUCGCUCAAGGCCAGAACCCGGGCCAACCUGGACAGAUGUCUCAGAUGCAACAGCAAGCGCAGAUUGCCGCUGCGAUGCAAGCACAGCAACACCAACAAGCCGCCGCCGCUGCAGCAGCGCAACAGCAGCAGCAACAGCAGCAACAGCAGCAGCAACAGCAACAGCAGCAACAGCAAGCCCAACAGCAGCAGCAAACCCCGCAGGGACCGCAGCCACAAGGCCAACCAGGGCCGCCCCAACCACAAACACCGCAGCAACCAGGCCAGCCCGGUCCGGGACCCAAUCAGCAAACGCCAGGUCAGAACCAGGCUCAAAAUGGACCGCCCAACCAGCCGCAACCUGGCCAGCAGCAGACCCCUCAACAGAUCCCACCACAGCAGAAUGCCAUGGCGAUUCAACACGCGCAGCAAGCCGCCGUCGCAAAUAGUUUGCUACAGCAGCAGAAGCGCAUGGGAAUGAAGGGGCAGUGCUUGCUCAGGUUGAUGCAGUUUAGCGAGCAUCUGAGCGGAUUCCCCGGAUCUCGAGGCAAAGAUGACAUCUCCUACUGGAUGGACUUUGUUCAUCAAUUCUUCUCGCAACGGGGUGUCUUCCGCCUUGCCAUGCAUGUCAUGGAUGGCGAGGAGGGAAACGACAAGCAAUACGAAAUCUCGUUCGCGGCGCUCCCUCGCUAUUUCCAUACGAACUUCGACAGUGGCGUCAAGAACAUGCAAUUAAUCAUGGAUAAGGGGACAGUGGACAAGCCACUGCCUGGGGACUGCCACUAUAUCGAGAACGGGAAGGCCAGUAUAGUCUAUUGGUUCGAAGGUGGCUCCCACGUCGUUGCGAAUGGCGUCCUCCGUGCGCAGUUUGACGCUGAGCAGAAGAUUGAGCAGCUUGAAUUUGUGUGCACAGGACAUGAAGAAUACAUCUCGCGGAGGCUGGUCAUCCAGGCAGCCAAGCCCGCACACAAUUGGGUCAAGGAAUGGCACAAGGUCAACUCUGUGGAUGGCAAGCAGUCGCCCGAGAUGAGCAAGAAGGGCAAGGCCAAGACGCUCAAGUCGCCCCAGAACGCCCCGCCUGAUCUAGACCUCCCUCAGUCGGCUGUGAAGCAAAGCGUCGGAGUCACCGAAGCUGUGAACCAGUUUCUUGAGAUUGUGGAGAUCAUCGGCCAGAUGAAUCCUCUCUUCAACUUCUGCCAUGCCCAUCCGGGCAUGGCGCCGUAUAGUGCCCUUGACCAGUAUGUUAACAACAUCAACGCCAUGACGCAGAACAUGAACGGUCAGGCCAUGCCUCCAGGGGGCCCGCGCACGCCGGGAUUCGGCGGCUUCCCGAUGGGCGCGAGCCCGCAUGCAGCCCAUCUGCAGCUGCCGGGUUCCCCACACGUCGGUAGCCCAGCACCGGGUGCCAUGCAGGCGCCUAGCAUGCAUCCCUCGCAGAGCCAGCAAGGCACCAACUCGAGCGGGCCCAGCGCCAACACCUCACCAGCAGGCACGAAGCGCAGGAGACCGUCGGCCGUCAAGGCAGAGGACAACACCGACACGCCCGCUUCGGCGCCAACCCCUUCGGGCGGUGCCCAGGUCAAUGGUGUGCCUGGAGGCAAGGGCAAACCCCCGACUCCAAGAAUGCAGAAGCGUGCCAAGGGUAACCCGGCGUGA